GCAUUAAAGGCUGUAUACAGAAGCAUGUGUAUUUGCCAUCACUAGAAACGUUUUUCCCCUCAGAGUUGGCGGGGGUGGUUCUUCAGAGUAUCCGUGCUAUGUAAAUGUGAUUACUAAAUCAUGUGUUUGCUGUAUCUUUUAUAGUUUCAAAUGCUGAACAGAGAGCAUUCGAGGCCAUUGACCGCUUAGCAGGCAGUCCAAGCAUUAUAGAGGACUCGGACAACGAAUUAGCCGCCUUGGUCACUCUUCCUGGCUUCGUUGACCUUACCACUGAUGAUUUUGAAGACGAACCCACCACAAGCGAUGCGUCAAGGGAUAGGAGACGGAACUCAAACAUUAAUUUUUACCAAACACCACCGCAACAGGAACAAAUAAUAUCCAGCAGCGACGCGGUAGAUCUACCGUUGGAAGCUAGGGAACAGCCGGGACCUCGCUCAACAGUCCCUCCAAAGAAGAGGCGUCGUGUGAGCGGAUCGAGUCAGGCGUCCAAUGAAGAAAUAAAUUCUGAUAUCCGUGUUGGACCCGCUGACGACCCGCUGACGUGGACGGAAUCACAAGUGAAAGAGUGGGACUCUUGAUCUUUUACCAGUGAUCGAGACGAUCCGUGGACAGUGAGAGGUAGACAAACUCCGUAUUCGUUUCGCGAAGCGUCUGAAGGGGAAGAGGGUGACGACGAAGGAGAAGAGGACCAACAAGAAGAAGAGCGAGGGGAUACUCCUCGGAAUAACGAGGGUACCGACACACUCGCUGCUGCUUUUAACAAUUUAGCUGCUGUCUUAACCGAAGAACGUAACAGCGCUGCUGAGGAGCGUGCCAGAGCUGCUGAGGAACGUGCCAGAGCUGCUGAGGAACGUGCCAGAGCUGCUGAGGAACGUGCCAGAACAGCACGGGAGAUAGCGUUUCUUCACCACAGACUGGACUUGUUGGAAGGGCGCCGUCUGGAGGAAAACGAGAGAUCAGCAGUAGAAUUUAGCACACUGCACAAUAGGCUUGAUGGCCACGGCACCGGACUGCAUGAAAUAAUAGACAUUAUCCAAAGAAUGCAGAGAAAUGCUGACGAACAUUAUGCCCGAGUUGAAAGAUCAGAAAAUGAUCAGAUGCGAGAGAAGCAAUUAAUGGUGAGUCUGCUUAGCGCCAUAGUCACAGCAUACCCUCGUAUAUAGAUGUGAUUUUGUAAUACAUUUCAGUUCAUCGAUAUUUGACCCGUUUUGAUUUUACAUGCAAAUGCGAUGUCUUUAUUCGCAAGUGCCGCUAUGUAUGCCUUACCACUUUGAAUGCUUGAUUUUACGAUAUUACAAACUGUUUGCUACUCUUGAUCUAAAAAUAAAAAAUUAAAAUGGAUACAGAGAACUGUAUUUCCCUAGCUGUGCCACAUAUCAGUCAUCCAGACCAAACUCUCUCAGACGUGUUACAAAGUCUGCUUGAAACGCACACUGUGAGUACCCAAAACACAUGCGACAGAUUGCAGCAGUUGCUAGACAUGUAUCCAGGCCCUAUAGAAACGUCUUUUAUCAAUGACGAUGCGGUGCCUCAGACUUCAAAUUUGGGACGUUUAGAAGCAGCGAUUGAACAGUAUCCGAAUAUUAAUUUGUCAGAACGUUUACAGGAAAUAUUAGACAGUCCCCAUAUAAACAUAAUACAAGAUGGUGGGGGGUUAAAUAAUAGACGUGUAACUGUAUGUAAUGCAGGCGCUAAUGCUGUCAAUCAGCAGCCGUCGUCUAGCAUCACAGCUCCCCCUACAGAUACUGCUGGAUCGGCAAACAAUACAACACCAUCUGAUCAACCAACAGGUACGUCAGCACUACCGCGUUCAGACAUUGAUACGUUGAUUCGUCAGGGUGGCAUGAUUAACGGCUACCGUGUUUUACCACGACCGCGUUUCAAUAGCAUACAAUUGCGGCGUCUCAUGAAUCUGAAGGAUAUUAACUCUACAGAUUUGGCUGCGUACCACAUUUUUUUACACAAUGCUUUUGACGAUAUAGUAUCCCAUGCUCGAGAUAUUGGCGGCGAAGCGUGUGUAAACAAUUUAACCCUUUCAGCCCCCACUCUGAAAUCACCCGUUUCAGCGGUUUUAUCAGAUGGAAAUAAUUAUGACACCGAUAUAUUUACCGACCAAAUUGCUAAAGUUUUACAGAGUAGCAAUAGAUUGAUGUCGGAAGAUUCCGUUGAAAUAGAAGCUAACGUAGCCAUGAAUAGACGAGGAGGAGGGCGUCGUAAACUUACAGACUUAGCUCUGGAUCAGGUCAUCAAACGGAAAAAAAUGUCGCUAUUUUGUCCAACAAAUGUAUCAAACAAUUUAUGCUUCUCUAUCUGUUUAGCGCAUUUUCUAAAUCCACAAUUACCAGAGAAUGAGCUAGAAAGAAUAGCCGCGACCAUCCAUAACAACGCCGGCUUCUCAAUUCAAAAACAAAUUGGAUUCGACAACAUACGGGCUUUUGAAUCUCUAUUAGGUAUUAAAAUUGUGUUUUUUUACAGGACGAACACUGGGGGGUUAGAAACAUACAGAAAUCACGACGACCCCCACCCUAAAACAGUAUGUCUUUAUUUGCAAGAUUCCCAUUACUAUAUGAUUCUGAAUUUGACUGCGUUCGUCGGAGCCGCCUACGUGUGUGAAUUCUGCUACAAGGGUUACUCGAAUCAUAAACACCAUCAUUGCAAACGCACCUGCAAUGUAUGUUUUGAUGGAGAGUGUUAUAAUCAUCCUAAAAAAGCAGUGUACUGUGGCGAUUGUUUGCGGUUUUGUAAGUCGGGCUACUGUUAUGAAAUGCAUAAAAAAAAAACACCCCCCAGGAGCUGAAAAUCCAGCGUGCGAUGUUAUAAAAUAUUGCAAGCUAUGCAAUAGACGAUAUGUAGUCACAAGUCAAAACAAAAAGCACGAAUGUGCAAUCCAUCAAUGCGUGCAUUGUAACGAAGAUUUGCCUGACCAGGGGUCGCACAAUUGUUUCAUACAACCCAUUCCACCAAAGGACCCCUGCAAUAAAUACAUCUUUUAUGACUUUGAAACGCAAUAUGUAAAUGAACGUCACAAAGCGAAUUUUGUCUGUGCCAUCACUUUUAAAGGCGAGAAAUUUGUGGCCAAAGGACCUGACUGUAUAACGAGACUAAUUGUGCGGUUUAGACAACCUCGAUACGAGGGCUACUGUUUCACAGCUCAUUAUGCGUCCAGAUUUUACUCUUUUCUAAUUCUUGAGUAUUUUUGCAAGGCUGGGCUUACUCUCGAUGUUAUAAUGCAAGGAUGUAAAUUAAUCUUCAUGUAUGAUGAAGAAUUUGCCCAACGAUACAUCGAUAGUUAUGCGUUCAUACCAAUGGCUCUGUCUAAGAUGCCCGCUGCGCUCAAUUUGACCACGAGAGAAAAAGGAAAAUGCAAAAUACCGGGGGAUGUACCCCGACAAAAAGUUCUACAAUUACGAUAACAUGUCUGAUAAAGAUCAGGUAAAGUUCGAUGCAUGGUACAGUAGCGUCAAGGGUAAAAUCUUCGAUUUCAGGAAGGAGUUGUAUGACUACGGCGUAAAUGAUGUUGUCUUACUGCGUGAAGCAUGCAUGAAAUACCGAGAGGCGUUCAUUGAAUGUACAGGGCUCGAUCCCUUCAACUCGACGACGCUUGCCAGCUGUUGCAUGGCUGUCUUCAAAACCCAUUAUCUCGAGAAAGAUACGUUAGCUCUGACGCAUAAUAACGCUUACGUCCAUCAGAGUAAGACUUACUCAAAUGCGUCGAUCGAAUGGCUCGAGUAUGUAAAAAAGACUCGAAACAUCGACAUUCACCACGCAGUCAAUCACUGUGAGAUGUCAAUCGGUCGUUACUUUUUAGAUGGGUUCUACGAAGAGGGAGAAUCGAGAUACGGGUUCGAAUUUAAUGGUUGCCUUCACCAUGGACAUUCGUGCCGCUUUGAACCCCAUCAGCGACAUCCUAUGUCAGGGGUACCUUAUGGGGAACUCAGGAGACAGUUUGACGAAAAAGUUGAAAUUCUACAGAAUGCCUACGGUUUGAAAAUCGAGGUUCUUUGGGAAUGCGAAUGGGAGGAAAUGAAGCGGUCUGAUCCUUCUGUGAAGGAAUUUAUGAGUACUUAUUCAGCGCCCGAGAGACUGAAACCGAGAGAGGCGCUGUUUGGUGGUCGAACUAACGCUUAUAAACUGUAUCACAAAGCGGUUGAGGGCGAGAGAAUAAGUUACGUAGAUUUUUACGAGCUUAUAUCCUUUCUGUCAGGCUAAGAAAACCUAUCCGAUCGGACACCCUCAAAUUAUUUUCAAAGAUUUUGAACCGAUCGAAAAUUAUUACGGAAUCAUCAAAGCUAAAGUUUAUCCGCCUCGUAAAUUGUUACACCCGGUUCUUCUCGGUAAACUGAUGUUUCCACUGUGCGGUAAAUGUGCACACGCUCAAAACCAGACAACAGACUGUGCCCACACUGAUGUAGAGAGAGCGCUCACGGGGUGUUGGGUCAGCAUCGAGCUUUUGAAAGCGAUUGAGAAGGGUUACGUUAUUGCCACGAUUGAAGAGGUUUGGCAUUUCCCGCAACAGUCAGACACAUUAUUUUGUGAAUACGUAAAGACGUUUUUAUGUCUGAAGCAACAAGCGUCUGGUUACCCGGCAAAUGUUGUCACUGAUGCCGACAAAGAGGCUUAUAUACGCGAAUAUUAUGAAAAAGAGGGUAUUCGCCUAGAUCCUGAAAAGAUCAGUCACAACCCCGCGCAGAGGGCUAUCAAUAAAUUAUUGCUGAAUAGUUUAUGGGGGAGGUUCUCCAUGCGCGAACAUCUGGCUUAUACUGAGCUUGUGAACGACCCUGAAGAUUUCACCAGAAUUGUUUUUGGUGAAACCGACACGCUGACUUAUUUUACUUUCGUCUUGGACGACGUUGCUCUAGUCCAACAUUGACCUCCAAAAGGGGAUGUUCGACAGACUCGUGACAUAAACGUCUUUGUAGGAGCUUUUACAACAGCUCAUGCGCGGCUUGAGUUGUACGAGCUCAUGGAUAAACUCGGUGACCGCUUGUUAUAUUCCGACACCGACAGCGUUAUUUUUGUCUCUAGGGAGGGGGAUUGGGAUCCCCCUCUAGGAGAUCAUCUGGGGGAGCUGACGAAUGAAAUAGACGACGGAGAUUAUAUUACAGAAUUUUGCUCUAGCGGUUCAAAAUCUUAUGGAUAUCUCACGGCCAAAGGUAAAGUGUGCAUGAAAGCCAAGGGUAUAACGUUAAACGCAAAAAAUUCCCAAGCUAUUCGUUUGGAGAGUCUUAUUGGUCUGGUUAACAACUAUGUGACGUCGCGUGACAGUUUGCAAUGCAUCCUGGCCCAUACUGAAAACAUUGUGAGAAAUAAAAAGACUCUCACUCUGCACAACAAAUCAGUCGUUAAAAGGUUUAAGUUGGUGUAUAAUAAACUGAGACUUUUACCCGAUUUCACCACUCUACCUUAUGGCUACUGAUUCGAUGCUACACAGGGGCCUUCGGGAUGCUUCUGAUUUUGAUUUCAGACUUCAGCAUCCAUUCUCUGCGGUAAUCAGCGGGCCUUCUAAUUCAGGGAAAAGUUAUUUUGUAAAAAGUUUGUUGGAAAAUGGCAUGAAACUGAUUUCUAAAAAAAUUGAAAACAUUGUGUAUAUUUAUAGCUGCUGGCAGCCACUGUAUGAUGAAUUGCUUAAACUGUAUGACAUUAAAUUUGUGGAAGGAAUUCCUCAGAGUCUCAGUGAUGAUGAUUUAUUACCUGUCAACAAGACAAAUCUUUUGAUUUUGGACGACCUUAUGAACGAAGCGGGUGGAAACAAUCAGGUCGAAAAGGUUUUUACGCAAUUUGUGCAUCAUCGUAAUCUUAGCGCUAUUUAUAUAGUGCAGAAUUUAUUUGCCCAAGGUAAAUCCAGUAGAACCAUCAGCUUGAACACAAAGUAUAUGAUUUUGUUUAAAAACCCACGGGAUGCCAAUCAAGUGGCGGUACUAGGUCGGCAAAUGUAUCCUGGAAACACAAAAUACUUGGAAUGCUAUCAAGAUGCAACCAGUCGACCUUACAGUUAUUUAAUGAUAGACUAUAAAGCGAAAACUCCUGAACAAUUCCGUCUCAGAA
Molecule: messenger RNA, 6045 nt
Organism: Megalobrama amblycephala (Wuchang bream)
Lineage: Eukaryota; Metazoa; Chordata; Actinopteri; Cypriniformes; Xenocyprididae
Exons: 4
Coding region: 1337-2797 (486 amino acids)
Source: RefSeq, a predicted model, not a curated record